This is a messenger RNA of Dacryopinax primogenitus, 854 nucleotides long. RefSeq names its product electron transfer flavo protein beta subunit. The transcript has 8 exons. Gene Ontology annotation, molecular function: electron transfer activity. Gene Ontology annotation, cellular component: cytosol. Bases 1 to 804 code for a protein of 267 amino acids. The record is from RefSeq and is a predicted model, not a curated record. Lineage: Eukaryota; Fungi; Basidiomycota; Dacrymycetes; Dacrymycetales; Dacrymycetaceae.
AUGCGCCCCUCUCCUCGUUCACUCAUCCGCAUUCUUGUACCUGUAAAACGAUGUGUAGACUACGCAGUAAAGAUACGCGUCAACGCACAGCAGACAGGCAUAGACACAAACGUCAAGCACUCCAUGAACCCGUUUGACGAAAUCGCUGUGGAAGAGGCCGUCCGCCUGCGUCAAAAGUUCACCUCCAAAAUCGAGCAAGUCACCGCCAUAUCCAUCGGCACCGCCAAAUCCCAAGAAACGCUGCGCACAGCCCUGGCCAUGGGCGCCGACACGGCCUUGCACGUCGAAGUCCCUGAGUCGGGGAGUGAGACGCUUGAGCCUCUCUCGGUUGCCAAGGUCCUGCGCGCUGUUGUGGCCAAGAAAGGACCUUUUGACCUCGUCAUUCUAGGAAAGCAGGCUAUUGAUGACGAUUAUGGCCAGACGGGGCAGAUGCUGGCCGGGUUGCUAGGGUGGGGGCAGGCGACGUACGCUAGUGGGGUGGAGCUAGAUUUGGACAAGGGUUGGGCGGAUGUAACGCGGGAGGUGGAUGAGGGGAGUGAACUGGUCAGGGUGAGACUACCGGCGGUUAUCACUACUGAUCUGAGGCUGAAUCAACCCCGCUACGCCUCCCUACCGAAUAUAAUGAAAGCGAAAAAGAAGCCGCUGGAGAAACUGACGCCUCAGGACCUAGGGGUGGACAUCACUCCCCAGCUAGAGAUCCUCAAGGUUGAGGAACCGAAGAAGAGAGUUGGGGGGCAGAAGGUGAAAGACGUGGAUGAGCUUGUUGAGAAGCUGAAAGAGGCGGGGGUGCUCCCUGGCGUAUGAGGGCAAAUGACGAAAGAGGGGACAAAAUGACGGAGGAAUGCAUACAUGGC